UCACAGCAGGUCAAAUGUCUUCAAAAUGAAGACGUCUCUUCAAACCUGGCAUCCCCGAUUAUGACCAAAACACAAAAGUAAACAUUGGUGGAGUGGUAGACUGUUCAGCUAUUCAGUAAUAAUCAAUUCAAUAAUAUUUUAAUUGUUGGCUAUUGUAAGCAAACAACUUAGCGUGUUUGCCAAAACAAAGUUUUCCCCUAGUCAACGAUCUAUCCUUCAAUAUGAGCAGUGGGUUUGUUACGGAAACGGAGAUUGUGGAAGCCCGUAAAAGGCGACAGGAAGAAUGGGAAAAAGUGCGAACCGCAGAUCAGCCGCUGGAGGCUCCGGAGGAAGAGUACGAUUCACGAUCGUUAUAUGAUAGGCUCCAGGAACAGAAGCAAAAGAAAGAUCUUGAAUACGAGGAGGCACACAAACUCAAAAACAUGAUAAAAACAUUGGACGACGACGAGGUAGAGUUUCUCGAUCUCGUAGAUAACAACAAGCUCAAGGCCGAGCGACAAGCACAACUCGAUGAAGAGAAAGAAAUGUCCGAAUUUCGACAGAAGGUUGCUUCACUGCAUGAAAAGCAAAUGGAUGACCAAAUACAACAGCAGAUAUCCAAACCAAAACCCCCAAAAACGUCGCUUGUUUCCAAUAGAAUGUCUCAGAAAAAAAUAUUGUCUGCAGUGGUUGUGAAGAAACGGAAACAUGACGAAGUAGCGACCAGCACUUCUGCUGAUAAUAAAGUGAACGACAAACAGCAAAGUGAAGAAAUAACUCAAUCAAAACAUAUUGCAUCAGAUGAAAAAACCAACAAUGUUGCUCGUGAAAAGGUAGCAUCUAACAAAAAGAUAAAAAGCGGUGCCAUGCAAGUAAUUGGCAUUUUGCCAGGCUUAGGAUCCUAUCGUGAGUCUACCGAUUCGGAAGCCAGCAGUGACUCGGAUGUUGAGACUAGUCAGUACGAUUGGAUUGGUAGAAAAAUCUGUAAGGAAGCGUCCGAAGGUAAGUGAUGGGUCUUAUUAGGAAGCAGUGUCUAUAAACGAUGUUUGAGUAAAUAAAAUCUAUUGACACAACUGCAAAA
Messenger RNA from Toxorhynchites rutilus septentrionalis, 1060 nucleotides. Its product is annotated as PSME3-interacting protein. Gene Ontology annotation, cellular component: nucleus. The record is from RefSeq and is a predicted model, not a curated record. The transcript is spliced from 5 exons. The coding region runs from base 222 to 989 and encodes 255 amino acids. NCBI's taxonomy places the organism in Eukaryota, Metazoa, Arthropoda, Insecta, Diptera, Culicidae.